AGGGGGAGAGAGGCGAGAACCGUGACGAACACAGCAACAAGAGAAUAGGAGGAGACGCGGAGCGAAGCAGCAAGCGAACGCAACUCGGCGUGCGCCCCGUGACCCAGUUCCCAGCAGCAGCCACACAAACGGACCGCCCCUCCCGGCCUCAGCUCUCCCCAGCUCAUCCCCUCCACUCCUCGUCGGCUCGUCGCCACUCGCGCGCGGUGUGAGUGACCCUCGUCGCGAGGAUGAGAUAGGAACGAGGCCGCCCGCCCGGCUCGCUCGCUCGCAUGACGCCAUCGCCGGCGUCAACGUCAGCCUCCGACUCCGGGAUGCUCGGCCGCCGCCUCGCGCUGCUCCCGGCGGCGGCCGCCGGGGCGCGCGGGGCCGCGGCGACGCGGGCGCGGAUGAAGGUGGGGUGCGUGCUGCUCGACCACGUGGCCCCGCGCCUCGCGGUGGCCUCGGCCGCGCUGGUGGGGGCGCGGGAGGUGAUCGCGGCGGCGGCCGCCGCGGGCGCGGGGGGAAGCGGCGCGGUGCACGGCGCCGUGGCGUCGACGCUCGCGCAGGUCGCGGUCACGGCCGUGGCGAUCGCCUCGGGGGCGUGCCUGUCCACCAAGGUCGACUUCCUGUGGCCUCGCAUCGAGCAGUUGCCAGAUACUCUUAUAUUUGAAGGAGUAGAGGUGACAGGAUACCAAAUAUUUGAGGACCCAAAGGUGCAGAAAGCAAUAGUAUUUGCUAGUACAGCGCACCUUGGCCAAUUUAGGAGAACAGGAGAUCCAUAUGUUACACACUGCAUACAUACUGGGAAAAUUUUAGCCGCCUUGGUUCCAUCAACUGGAGAAAGAGCGGUCAAUACAGUUGUGGCUGGCAUUCUUCACGAUGUUGUUUGUGAUACAUCAGAGAGUUUGAAGAGCAUAGAAGAGCAGUUUGGUGAUGAUGUUGCUAGCUUGGUAUCUGGUGUAUCAAAAUUAAGCUACAUAAAUCAGCUACUGCGCAGGCAUCGACAAAAAAACACUGGUGGGAGCACUCUUACAUCCGAAGAAGCAAAUAAUCUGCGUGUUAUGUUACUGGGGAUGGUUGAUGAUCCUCGUGUGGUGCUCAUCAAGCUGGCAGACCGCUUGCACAAUAUGCGAACUAUUUAUGCUCUUCCUGUACCGAAAGCUGAAGCUGUUGCUCAAGAGACAUUGGCUGUCUGGUGUUCACUUGCUUCUCGUUUGGGAGUCUGGGCUUUGAAAGCUGAGCUGGAAGAUUUAUGUUUUGCUGUUCUUCAGCCUCAAAUCUUCAAGAAAAUACGAUCUGAACUUACUUUAAUGUGGAGUAGUACGGGCAAAUCUAAAAGUAUGAGAAGAUCAUCAAUUAGAAGCGAGUUGCUUGCCUCAAUGAAAGAUGGGCAUAUGGCAUCUAUCCAAGAUUUGUUUAGUUCGUGCAACCAAGAAAAAACAAAUAUGAAGGACCUAUUGCAGGCCGUAUUGCCAUUUGACAUCUUUUUGGAUCGGAAGAGGCGCUCGUACUUCCUUAGUAAUCUCAAUAGUAGUUCUGGAGAACCUAUACCAAAACCUAAGAUUGUUGACGAUGCUGCUGUUGCAUUAGCAUCUUUAGCGUCUUGUGAGGAAGAACUUGAGCGAGAAUUACUCAUAUCAACAUCGUAUAUACCUGGGAUGGAAGUGACUUUGUCGAGUAGACUCAAGAGUUUAUACAGUAUCUACUGCAAGAUGAAAAGGAAAGAUGUAGGAAUUAGACACGUGUAUGAUGCUCGAGCAUUGAGGGUGAUUGUUGGGGACAAAAAUGGUGCAUUGCAUGGACCUGCUGUCCGGAGUUGUUACAGCAUUCUUGAUAUAGUACACAGGCUAUGGACUCCAAUUGAUGGGGAAUUCGAUGACUACAUUAUCAAUCCUAAGGGUAGUGGUUACCAGUCACUCCAUACAGUCGUUCAGGCAUCUGAUAGCUCACGGCUGGAGGUCCAAAUUAGAACCCAGCGAAUGCAUGAGUACGCAGAACAUGGACUUGCUGCUCAUUGGCUUUAUAAGGAGAGCAAAGUUGAGUACAGAGGUGGCAUGAGUAAGAGAAUAAGCCAAAGUACAUCAUAUUCAUCUAGUUCCUCAGAAGAUGAAAGUUCUAUACCAGAUGAUCUUCCAUCAAAGUACAGUUCUUUGAAAGUGGGGCAUCCAGUGCUAAGAAUUGAAGGUAGUCAUUUGCUAGCAGCUGUCAUAGUCAGUAUAGAUAAAGGAGGGAAAGAAUUGAUUGUUGCUGUAAGUUUUAGCCUUGAAGCUUCUGAAGCUGUAGCUGAGCUAAGGUCAUCUUAUCAGUUGAAGCAUUGGGAAGCCUAUGCUAGGCUCCAUAAGAAGGUUUCUGAGAAGUGGUGGUGUGCACCUGGACAUGGUGAUUGGUCAACAAAUCUGGAGAGGUACACAUUAUGCCAGGAUGGCAUAUUUCAUAAGCAAGACCAAUUUGGGAGACUUUUGCCUACAUUUAUUCAAAUAAUUGAUUUGACGGAAGAGGAAGAGGAAGAGUAUUGGAUGGUCGUAUCUGCCAUAUUUGAGGGCAAAGAGACUUCCAGUCUACCAUCUGAAUCGAGUUAUGCUGAUAAAUCGUCAUCUGAUCCUCCGAGUUCUACUCCAUCAAGUGACCCCAUCCACAAUAAGGUGCAUUUGCUCAGGACCAUGCUUCAAUGGGAGGAGCAAGUUCGUCGUGGCACAUCUUUGGCAGAGAAAAGUCUUGGUGUAAGCACCUGCACAAAACCAAUCCUGCAUGAGGUGGCCAUAAUCUUCUGGCCGAACGGGAAGAUUAUGAGGAUGAGCACUGGUAGCACAGCCGCUGAUGCUGCUAGAAGAAUGGGCGUUGAAGGGAAGCUACUUUGGGUCAAUGGCCAACUAGUGCUGCCCCAAACAGAGCUCAAGGAUGGGGAUAUAGUUGAAGUGAGGGUAUAGAUGCAAUGCAAGUACCAGUUUCCGUUACACCUUUCUCAGGAUUAUUGAUCAGAUAUUCAGAUCAGAUUGGUUCCUCAGUUCUUGCAAGAGUCUGGCAGCGCACUAGACUGGUAGAGUUGUAGACAGAGAACCAAACCCCGAUUGUACAGUCCAUGUGUCGAAAUGAAUCGAAAGGAUGCAGGAUUUAGGUGUUGCAAGUGUUGUAGCGUACAAGAGUUUACUGUGUACAUAAGCUACUGCAAGUAUAAGCAAUCUGUCUAACUGUGCUUAACCCACAGCUACUGCGGUAGUGUAAAUUCCUGUAAGUAAAAGCUGUCGUAUUGUGUAGUCAGUAAUGCACGUCUGCAAUGUGUUUGUACGUAACGGCGUGUAGAUAUGAAGUAUCACUACUUGCUACUGGAUUUCCCAUAUUAUAAGUUGUUCUGUCCGUAUUA
Panicum hallii is the source of this 3343-nucleotide messenger RNA. RefSeq lists its product as uncharacterized. The coding region runs from base 273 to 2909 and encodes 878 amino acids. The record is from RefSeq and is a predicted model, not a curated record. NCBI's taxonomy places the organism in Eukaryota, Viridiplantae, Streptophyta, Magnoliopsida, Poales, Poaceae. Gene Ontology annotation, biological process: guanosine tetraphosphate metabolic process. Gene Ontology annotation, cellular component: chloroplast. The transcript has 17 exons.